This is a messenger RNA of Cryphonectria parasitica EP155, 655 nucleotides long. RefSeq lists its product as uncharacterized. The record is from RefSeq and is a predicted model, not a curated record. Lineage: Eukaryota; Fungi; Ascomycota; Sordariomycetes; Diaporthales; Cryphonectriaceae. Bases 292 to 591 code for a protein of 99 amino acids. The transcript is spliced from 2 exons.
CUGGGCCAGUUGCGAGGAGCCUCUGGACGCACCCUGUUUGUCCCGCAAGGAGCAAGCAAUCCCUGUCUUCUUGACUGGGCUCUGAUCGACCUCAACACUGCUACUUUACGAGACAUACAAGAGAGUGAUAGAAAGCUCAAACCUAACUUUGAAUUGGCUCGGACAGAUGCACAAAUAAGGGAGCAUCCGUACCCGACCUCGAUCAGUUACGACCCUAACAUCCACCUUGUUCCAGGUAUGGAAGUCUUCAAGUGGGGACGUACAACAGGCGUGGGAUCAGGUGAGGUGAACAUGACUAGGAAGGUGAUGAAGAUCGCCGAUGUCGAGACUUGGAAAGGCUCAAUCUACAAUCCGAACGGUGAUGUAACGGUCGCUGAGUUAUUCGUACCUCCCAGGAGACUCGAGCCCUUCUGCCAACCAGGGGACUCGGGCUCUUUGGUCGUCGAUGGCGAAGGUCAUCUUGUUGGGCUUCUUUGGUCACUGGCUGAUGACGACACUAUUGUCACUGACAUUCGUGUGGUGUUUGAGUCCAUCAGGGAGAAGAUGGAGUUGAAAGCUGACACCGUCUUCGGUGUUCCUACAAAGUUCUGAGGAAUAGAGACAGAAGAGUUUGCAACUCGGCGAUUUGUUCAUAAUUCUGAAAAAGCUUUUGCCU